Molecule: messenger RNA, 909 nt
Organism: Drosophila santomea
Lineage: Eukaryota; Metazoa; Arthropoda; Insecta; Diptera; Drosophilidae
Exons: 3
Coding region: 117-806 (229 amino acids)
Source: RefSeq, a predicted model, not a curated record
UGAGAUGAGUGUUUCUCGCUGACUAGGACUUGUUAAAUUUUGAAUAGUGAUUCCAAUAAUCAUUGCCACAUACUCUCGUACAAGCGCGCUGUUUUAUUACACACUUUAUUUGAAGAAUGUAUAAUUUUACCGAAGCGGUAGUGGCGUGCAAUGGCUCGACAGCAGUGAUUGAAUGCGGGGAGGAUACUUCAAGUGAUGGCAGCUUCUUUGACCAGUACAUAGACGUGCUGUGGACCGUUGUCUGCAUCCUGGCCCUGUCGAAGCUGACACAGUUUUCGGAAUGGUAUUUCAACCGACGUUUAUUCAAGCAAAAGAACUACAACGACAUCUGCUCCAUGAAUCGCGAAUGGGAGCAGACACUUCAGCUGCAGGAGGACGACAAGCGAAAGCUGUUCGAAGAAGUGAUGAUGCUCACCGAGAAGAACCUCAAUCUGGAGCGAAUGAUAAAGGAUGUGCGCGAUUGCAACAUUCACUUGAUCACCGAGAACUUUAUGCGCACUGUGCUACAGGAACAGAAGCAGCAGUCAGUCCAGCCGAAUAUAUACAUCACCAACAGCUACUUUCACCUUACACGUCAGGUGUUCAUCAACGAUUCAUGUGUGGACUUUAACGUUCGCAGUGCCGGUGGCAAGGAUCUCAAGUCCGUAGAAGCAAAUGAAGAGGGACUGAAUAUCUGGAUGCAGUACCUGAAGAUGCGCAAGUGCUACAUGGGCCCCAUUGCCGAUCCGAAUUUAGUAGCUCCCAUGAGACCCGAGCCCAUUGUUAUGACCACUGAGCAGUUGGCCAAGUUACAAGGCAUAAUAUAGUUGCUUUUAGCUUUGUUGCCCUGAACAAUGUAUGAUUAAGUUGUGUUAAUCAUUGGAAACAGUCAUAAAAUUAUUAAAUUAAAUGGAGGUUAUAUUGAAGCUA